AUGGAGCCAUUUUCAUUUGCAAGCUCCGAGUCCCUAGACUAUCCAGUCAGCAUUCGCAUCAUUAAUCUAGAGGGCGACGAAACACCAUUUCUGCAUUCUACUUUAUUGGAAAAGUCCGAGCUGAGGCAUAUCGGCUCUAACACGAGUUCGCACUCCGAUCUCUACGUCACCGUUCAAGUAUGGGCUGGCUCAAAGCCGUUGACAGUGCCUAUCCAGACGGCAUACAAAUCGUUUCGGAAUGAGAGGAGAUGGAACGAAUGGCUCACGCUUCCGAUCAACUACCAAACCCUCCCUCUGAACUCCUGCUUAGCCAUUACACUUUGGGACUCGUCUCCGGCUGGAGGGAAACAAGCCAGAGGCCAUGCGAUCCCCUUCGGCGGCACAACACUCCCGCUGUUCGACCGAGACAACCAGGUGCAGAAGGGCCGGCAGAAGUGCAUGGUCCACCGACACAAGAACGCUGAUGGAAAUGACAACACUGCUACGCCUGCGGUUCCGCGUAAGAAACGGGACGGUUCGAGGAAAGGAGCAGCUCCGACCGUAGAUAAGGAUGCUGAAGAGCUGGAGCGCAUGGAGAAGCUUUUCAAAAAGCACGAGAUGGGCGAGAUACCCAGGGUCGACUGGCUUGAUCAACUCGUCUUCCGGGGCUUUGAGAAGCGCGGACUGCAGUCAGCAAAAGCCUCACUCAAGACUAUGCAACGUCAGAGGGCGACAAACGGAGAUGCAUCAACUGAAAAGGGGGAAGCCUCGGGCGAGAAGGACAUCGUGGACACCGAAUCCCAUCCAGGAUUUUCCAAGUUCCAGCUCAACGUUGAGCUGCCGCGAUUCGACUUUCCAGUCGUUUUCGCCGACCUGGAGUAUGACCCCCCGCCAAUUUCGGCACUCCAGCAUGGGUCUGCUUCUCAAUCCAAUGUAAUGCUCAAGCCGCCUCCCGAAGUGCAGUUUGGUCCCGGUAUCAACGCGCUUGACGACUCAGCUGGGAGCCGUUUAAUGAAGGUGUAUGACCCCGAGGUCGGUGCUCGCGACAACCCGGCCGAAAGCAAGCACAGAAGGCUUGUCAGAAGUCAGCAUCGUCACGGGGUUCUCGACAAAGAUCUCAAACCAAAUGCCAAGGUCCGCGAUGAGCUGAACCUCAUCAUGUCGUACUCGCCAACCCACACGUUGACCCCAGAGGAGAAGGAUCUUAUUUGGAAGUUCCGCUACCAUCUUACUCGCGACAAACGGGCUGUCACCAAGUUUGUCAAAUCAGUCAACUGGCAAGACCAAAGCGAAGCUAAGCAGGCGGUGCAAGUCUUGGGACGCUGGACCGAAAUCGACGUCGACGAUGCUUUGGAGUUGCUCGGCCCCACCUUCGACAACCAAGCUGUUCGGGCAUAUGCUGUGGAAAGACUACGUAAGGCGGAUGAUCAUGAGUUGCUCCUUUACCUGCUGCAAUUGGUGCAAGCUCUGAAGUAUGAGCACAUUCGAGCCGAUUCUUCCCAAGAGGCCAUCCAGGAUUCGUCUCUGGCCCAGUUUUUGAUAUCCCGUGCCGCCGGUAACUUCCUUCUCGGCAACUACUUCCAUUGGUACCUGAUGGUCGAAUGCGAUGAUCACAGUCCUGAGCAGGGGUUGGAUAAUCGCAACAUUUACCGGAAAGUGGCUUACGACUUUAUGACUGAAUUGGUGAAGCAACCGGAUGGAGUCGAAUCGAGAAAGACGCUCCUAAGACAGGCUGAGUUAAUCGCCAUCUUGUCUAAGAUUUCCGGCGAAGUCAAAACAUCGCACGAAUCCAUCGCAAAAAAGACCGACCGCGUCAAACAUUUCUUAGCUGAUCCGAAGAAUGAAAUGCUAACUAUCGACCCGCCAUUGCCUUUGCCGCUCGACCCUACUAUGUUAGUUAUUGGCGUGGUACCUGACGAAACGACCGUCUUCAAAUCGUCUCUUUGCCCAAUCAAGGUCACCUUCAAAACCACCACCGGCAAGAAGUAUCCAAUCAUAUUUAAGACCGGCGACGACUUGCGUCAGGAUCAGUUGGUCAUUCAAAUCAUUACUCUCAUGGAUCAACUACUGCAGAAGGAAAAUUUGGAUCUGAAGCUGUCUCCCUACAAGAUUCUGGCUACCAGUACGACAGCAGGCGCUUCCCAGUUUGUUCCAUCCGUCAGCUUCCAGAGCAUUGCUUCGAAGUUCAAGAACAACCCAGCACUGACCUACUUGAAAUCCAACAACCCUGAUGACCGACAACCCCUGGGCUUGCGUCAGGAAACAUUGGACACCUACGUCAAGUCUUGUGCAGGAUACUGCGUGAUUACCUACAUCCUGGGUGUAGGCGAUCGGCAUUUAGACAACCUGCUCCUCGCUCCAGAUGGUCAUUUCUUCCACGCUGACUUUGGAUUCAUCCUGGGACGAGACCCCAAGCCUUUUGCACCGGUCAUGAAGCUCUCCAAGGAAAUGGUGGACUGCAUGGGCGGAGUCAACUCAGAGCACUUCAAACAAUUCAAGCAGUAUUGCUUCCUAGCAUACACUGCUUUACGCAAAUCCUCCAACCUUAUCCUCAACUUGUUUAGCUUGAUGGUAGACGCGAACAUUCCUGAUAUUCGACUGGAGCCCGACAAGGCAGUUCUGAAGGUUCGUGAAAGAUUUCACCUGGAACUCACAGAGGAGGAAUCGAUGCUGUUCUUUGAAAGGAUCAUCGAAGACACGCUCGGAGCCAUUGCCCCUGUUGUCAUCGAUAAACUGCACGAGCUAGUGCAGGCUUUCCGCAACUGA
Messenger RNA from Colletotrichum orchidophilum, 2745 nucleotides. Its product is annotated as phosphatidylinositol 3. Lineage: Eukaryota; Fungi; Ascomycota; Sordariomycetes; Glomerellales; Glomerellaceae. Gene Ontology annotation, molecular function: 1-phosphatidylinositol-3-kinase activity. The record is from RefSeq and is a predicted model, not a curated record. The coding region runs from base 1 to 2745 and encodes 914 amino acids. Gene Ontology annotation, biological process: phosphatidylinositol-mediated signaling; autophagy of peroxisome; endocytosis. The transcript has 4 exons. Gene Ontology annotation, cellular component: phagophore assembly site; phosphatidylinositol 3-kinase complex, class III, type I; peroxisome.